GCUGGGGUCAGUUGACUUCUUCGCGCCCUACUUUCAGGUGGGCUUACUCAAGCGGCUGGCGGGCUUGACCAGGCCGGGUGGGCUGUUGGUGCUGCUGGGUCGCGAGCCAGAGGAGCUGGAGGUCAAGGACGAGACGUCGCAGCUGGCGGUAGACAUCCAAUGCUUCAGGGAUGCCGUGAUCCUCCUCGGCCGGCAGCAUCCCUACAGGGAGAUGCCCCGACUGUGGGUUGCCGAGCAGCUCUGGCAGGAGGGCCUGAAGUUGGAGCAAGGGCGCCGCUUCCAAAGGUUCCUGAACCUCGAGAAG
Messenger RNA from Symbiodinium sp. CCMP2456, 304 nucleotides. NCBI's taxonomy places the organism in Eukaryota, Dinophyceae, Suessiales, Symbiodiniaceae. The record is from the annotation of a GenBank genome assembly.